This is a messenger RNA of Micromonas pusilla CCMP1545, 870 nucleotides long. RefSeq lists its product as uncharacterized. NCBI's taxonomy places the organism in Eukaryota, Viridiplantae, Chlorophyta, Mamiellophyceae, Mamiellales, Mamiellaceae. The transcript has 2 exons. The record is from RefSeq and is a predicted model, not a curated record. The coding region runs from base 1 to 795 and encodes 264 amino acids.
AUGAGCUACUACCCGUGCGCGCCCGCGGCGAACACGACGUACUACGCGUACAACGCGCAGCCGCCGGCGGAGUACGUCGUCGUGCAGCAGCAGCAGCCGGUCGCGCAGGCGUACGGGUACGCGCAACAACCGCAGCAACCGGUCGCGCAGGCCGCGGCGCCGUCCGAACCGAAGAAGAAAGGGUUCAUGUCGAAGAUGACGGACAAGGCGUCGAAGAUCGUGGACCACGCCAUGGAGGUGGGCGUCACCGGCGCCGCGAGCGCGCUCGGGGGGAAGGCGUCGUACCUCGCUUCCAUGAUGGCCGCGGGAGGGACGACCAAGUACUGGAAAAAACUCUUCGCGCCGCCUCCGGAGGACGUGCUGAGGGACACGUUCGGGUGCCACCUCAUGCAGGGGGAUAACGACCUCGUCCCGGGCGUUUUAUUCGUCUCCGACUUCGCCGUGUGCUUCUCGAGCGACGUCGCGCAGAAGCCGAACCGGAACACGGACCACCCGGGAGGCUACCUGAAGAUCAUCUUUCCGAUCGAUCACACGGAGACGAUGCAGCCGCACUCGGACGCGCAGUCCGGGGACCAGUGGCUCGGGAUCAUCAUGCUGAACAAAGGGCAGUUCUGGUUCAAAGGGUUCAUCGAGUACGACCUCGCGAUGAAGCGUCUGACCGAGGUGACGCAGAGGUACGCGGAGAUCAAGGCGAAGUCGAUGGCGGCGGCGCCGAGCGCGCCGCCGGCGCCGACGAUGGUGACGAUGGCCGGUCCGGUGACGUGCAUCCCGAUGCCCGUGCACACGGCGCAUUAGCGACGCGUCGGAGGACGAGUAGAUGUAAAGUUGUUAGAUGUUGUUAUCAUACCCUCAACAAACACAUGCUACUGU